AUGUGGAAGCCCCCGGUCAAUUUCUUGACCCUGCAUUACACAUGGAUCAUCUUCAUGGGCUUGCUGAGCCUGGCGAUCAUCUAUCCAUAUGGGAACCUCGCAGCCGUUGAUGCCUACUUCUUUGGCGCAAGCGCCUCGACUGAAUCGGGCCUCAACACGGUCGAUGUCAAGGAGUUAAAGACCUACCAACAGGUGUAUAUCUACCUGAUUCCCAUUUUCACAAACAUCGGCUUCAUCAACAUCCUCGUCGUUGUAUUCCGCCUCAGGUGGUUUGAGAAACACUUGAAAAAAGUUGGGCUAAGGCUGACUCGGACCCUUCUGGGCUACAUAGCACCCAAAUACAUGCGACCCGAACCUCCGGCGGAGGAUAACGCUGAAGCGCCAAAAGUCGAUACGACACGAGCUCUCGGUGAAGCAAAGAGCGUUGCGUCUGAUGCGCUAGAAACAAGCUCUUCCAUUGCAAGUGCGGAUGCUAUCGAGUCCAAUGUUGAGGUGCCUGAAGUCACUCCAGCAAGACCUUCUGCCAUUCAAUUCGCCGAAAAUAGCCACCCUUCAGCAGCAAACAAGGACAAAGCGUUGUACAUCCCGCCUCCCUGGCGACGUGACCGAGGCUUCUCCUUUUCGGAAGUCGAUGAGAGAUACGGCUCCGAGGACGAGGAUGAGAAAGAUGGAAACCAGAGAGGCCUCGAGCGCCAAAAGUCUACCAGGAGUAUAGCUUCGCGCUCUCGCAGCCGCACUGUUGAGCGCGCUGUCUCUUCGAUCUUUGUGCUGGGCAACGCGCCCACCCAAGGGAGUAGUCGACCAGCACCCAGUGAGAAGAAGCCACUUGAUCUGCCAAAUAUUUCUUCGCAAGCUACGAUUGGCCGCAACUCUCAGUUCUACAAUCUGACAGCAGAGGACAAGGCGAGACUGGGUGGUAUCGAGUAUCGCAGUUUGAAGCUUCUUCUGAGAAUCGUGACUGGUUACUUUUUCGGUCUGCAUUUGUUCGGCGCCAUUUGCCUCGUCGGUUGGAUCUUGCACUGUGAUCCCAAAUACCGCGAGUACCUUGCCCAGUGCGGUCAAGGUAAUGUUUGGUGGGCUUUCUACUCUGCCCAAAGCAUGGUGGACAAUCUGGGCUUCACGUUGACCCCGGAUUCCAUGGUGACAUUCCGCGACGCGACCUUCCCCAUGAUCUUGAUGAGUUUCCUGGCCUUUGCUGGAAAUACCUGUUAUCCCUGCCUCCUCCGACUGAUCAUCUGGAUCACGUUCAAGCUUUGUCCGGAGAAGUCAUCGAUGAAAGAGCCUUUGAGCUUCCUCCUUGAUCAUCCACGUCGAUGCUACACGCUCCUGUUCCCAAGUCGACCAACCUGGAUCCUGUUUGGAAUUUUGCUGGCGAUGAACUCCAUCGACGUAAUCCUCAUCAUUGUCUUGGACUUGCACAAUCCGGCCGUCAGCGAUCUUGCGCCGGGCCCCCGUGUACUUGCUGCUAUUUUCCAAGCCGCAAACGCUCGCCACACAGGAGGCGCAACCUUCAACCUAGCCGACGUCAAUCCCGCCGUUCAGUUCAGCUUACUCGUCAUGAUGUACAUUGCGAUUUUCCCGAUUGCUAUCAGCAUUCGUGCGUCAAACGUGUACGAGGAAAAUUCUCUCGGUAUCUACGAGAGUUCCUCGGAUCCGGAUGAAAGCAACGGCAAGUCCUACAUCAUGAAACACAUCCAGAACCAGCUCAGUUUCGAUCUGUGGUACAUCUUCCUUGGCGUGUUCUGCAUUUCUAUUGCAGAGUCAGGUCGGAUUGCCGACAAUUCUAUUCCAGCGUAUUCCAUCUUCUCGAUUCUGUUCGAGGUCACAUCUGCAUAUGCAAACGUCGGACUGAGUCUAGGUUACCCCACGGUCAACACAUCACUCUCGGGCACCUUUUCCGUCUUCAGCAAGUUAGUCAUCUGCUUCAUGAUGAUCCGUGGCCGCCAUCGUGGUCUUCCAUACAAAUUGGAUCGUGCUGUGGUCCUGCCCAGCGAGCGCGAAGAUGAGGCCUAUCAAACGAGGGGUAGAUCGCAGGAUUACUUUGACUGA
This is a messenger RNA of Penicillium diatomitis, 2049 nucleotides long. Its product is annotated as potassium ion transporter. Gene Ontology annotation, biological process: potassium ion import across plasma membrane; intracellular potassium ion homeostasis. NCBI's taxonomy places the organism in Eukaryota, Fungi, Ascomycota, Eurotiomycetes, Eurotiales, Aspergillaceae. Bases 1 to 2049 code for a protein of 682 amino acids. The record is from RefSeq and is a predicted model, not a curated record. The transcript is spliced from 9 exons. Gene Ontology annotation, cellular component: plasma membrane. Gene Ontology annotation, molecular function: high-affinity potassium ion transmembrane transporter activity.